UUCAUUCCUAAAGCCUCUACCAUCUCUAUAUAAACCCAAACAUUGCGAAUAACGCUUAUCAAUCUAUCAUUACAUUAAUUUACUUCUUCAGACUUCACAACCAUGGCCAUCAACAACUCAAGAACUCAAACUAAAAACCUCGUGUCUCUUUUUACUAUCAUCAUUUCCUUCCUCGGACUGACCCAAAACGUCAACUCAGCUUCUUUUUCAUUCUCCAGUUUUGGGUCGUACACAAACGCCAUUGCCCUCGAAGGUGAUGCCUCUUUUUCAGAAGGGACCAUAAAGCUUACACCUGUGACACAGAACAGCGCCGGCAGAGUGUCCUAUGCUGCACCCGUGCACCUUUGGGAUGCCAAAACUGGGAAGCUCGCAGGCUUCAGCACAAACUUCUCCUUUGUUGUGGCGCCAAACGGUCCUGGGCUCUUUGCAGACGGCAUUGCCUUCUUCCUCGCUCCGUUCAACUCCAUCAUCCCACAAAAUUCCAGUGGUGGAUUCCUUGGACUUUUCAGUCCUGACACUGCCCUAAACGUGUACCAGAACCAAAUAGUGGCUGUGGAAUUUGACUCCUUCAGUGGGAACCCCUGGGAUCCUCCCUCUGCCCAUGUAGGUAUUGAUGUUAACUCCAUUUCUUCGGUGACAACGGCGGCAUGGGAAACUGACAUUGCUGGGAAAGUGCUUGUUGCAUUCGCCAGUGUGAGCUAUGAUCCUGUGAAGAAAAGUUUAGACGUGCUUUUAACAUACCCUGGAAGCAAUGUGGAUGACACUAGUCUCUCGUUUGUGAUUGAUUUGAGGACUGUUCUGCCAGAAUGGGUUAGGAUUGGAUUCUCGGGAGCUACAGGACAAUUGGUUGAAAUACACAACAUUCUUUCUUGGACCUUCACUUCCAGCUACUACUAGAAUUGGUCCCUUAUGAUCAGUGGUGGGAAAGAGAAUAAGUAUCGUUUGAUUUCGUGCUUUUAUUAUUUUUAUUUCGAAGAAGCUUCUUUGUUGUUGGUUACUAUUAAGUUGCUUUUGUUGGUUAUUAUUAAGUUGCUAAUAAGUGACCUUUCUCCAC
Vigna radiata var. radiata (mung bean) is the source of this 1054-nucleotide messenger RNA. Its product is annotated as agglutinin-2-like. The record is from RefSeq and is a predicted model, not a curated record. The transcript has a single exon. Lineage: Eukaryota; Viridiplantae; Streptophyta; Magnoliopsida; Fabales; Fabaceae. Gene Ontology annotation, molecular function: carbohydrate binding. The coding region runs from base 103 to 897 and encodes 264 amino acids.